Messenger RNA from Xenopus tropicalis (tropical clawed frog), 833 nucleotides. RefSeq names its product presenilin enhancer, gamma-secretase subunit (gene psenen). Gene Ontology annotation, cellular component: Golgi cisterna membrane. Lineage: Eukaryota; Metazoa; Chordata; Amphibia; Anura; Pipidae. The transcript is spliced from 4 exons. The record is from RefSeq and is marked provisional. Bases 272 to 577 code for a protein of 101 amino acids.
AAGGUUUCCAGGAGCUGAUCCCAAGUUCUCCCCGUCACUGAUCCUUAUAGAGAGAAAGCAACAUUACCUGACUUGGGGGGGGGUCAGGUUGAAGCCUGGAGCAUCGGUCUCUAUGUUCAUAAACUCCAGUCUUGAAGGCGAAGGAAUUGUUAAUCCCUAAAGAACAUAAAAAUGCUGAAGCUGAUCCUGUUCCGACUCCAGUAGCUGCCUGAGCUGAUCCAUUAGUGCCGGUCCGUUAGUGCUGCAACCAGAACUUCACUCCGGCGCCAGCAUGAAUCUCGAGCGGGUCCCCAAUGAGGAGAAACUGCAGCUGUGCAGGAAAUAUUACCUGGGAGGAUUUGCGCUGCUGCCGUUCCUGUGGCUCGUGAAUGUGGUUUGGUUCUUUAAAGAGGCAUUCUUCAAACCUGCAUACACUGAGCAGCCCCUUAUCCAGAGCUAUGUCAAGCGAUCUGCUCUUGGACUCUUUGUCUGGGUCGUCAUUCUUACAACCUGGAUCAGCGUCUACCAGACACACCGAGCUGGCUGGGGGGCAACUGGAGACUACCUGUCAUUCACAAUACCAUUGGGCAUCCCCUGAUGUGGACUUCCCCCACCCCAAGCUGGAGUAUAACUGGGACCACCUACCGUUAUCUGCUGCCAGAAAUGCACUGUCUGCCCUGCCCCUCGUGUCUCCAUAUUAACUCCUCGUACCACUCACGUGCCCGUCCCUUCCUUGUGCAAAGACUGAGACGCUCUGCCCGAUUGGCCAUGACUGGAGUCGCCCUUCCCUGGAUGAAGACGUGAGCUCUGUGACCUGUUAAUCAUGCCUAGAAAUAAAAUGGUUCUCUUGUUUA